AUGGAGCUCGAUGAGUUUCCGCAACCGAUUCCGGUCCUUCCCUUCCGCAUCAAUUCGAGCAACCUUGUGAUUCAGUUUAAUGGAGACGGUAACAGUUUAAAAAACAGACUUAUCAGACUUAUCAGACUAAACAGACUAUACUUGACAGAAAUGCCGCAUACAAUUUUGCGUGAAAGUUGACAAUUUUGAAACAAAAAACUGAUUUACAAGUUUAUUUUCAGUUCUUGAUCAAGACAUGGUCAGUCUCAAAAAAAAUUACUCUCGAUUCGGAAUAGGUUUCCUCAAGUACUCCAUUGGACAAAUGGCCAAGACGCAAGAGGAGUCCAUGUAUGUUCACCGUGAUUCCCAAACACGCGCUGAAUAAAAAUCGAUUUUUAGGAAGGAGAAAACUCUUAUUUUCGACGUCAAUACGUUCCUCAUUUUCCCGCAUUGUAGAGAGGAAGAGGAGUACAAGAAAGAGGUGAGUUCAUUUCUAUUGCAUCAAGAAAAAAGUCGAACUUCCAGCCAAACAAGAGGUUUCAAAAAAUGGUCAGCGAAGGGAAAAUCGGCAACAUCUUCGACAAAGAGUUGCUCAUUUUCACGUCGUUUGAGCAGUUCACUCCGUACAUCACGUUCAUCUUUAACCCGAAGUCUCUGAUGCUGCCGGACAGAGGAGGCCCAUUGCGCAAAUUCCACAUGAUUCACAUUUCCAUCGGAGAUUUCUCAGCGUGAGUUCAAAAUAUUGGCAACAAUCAUCCGGUCAUCUCAUUUUUUACAGAGAUAAAGUGUACGGGAACAUCCUGACGUACAUUGAUAAAAUGGCGGAGAAGUACGAGAACGGCGCUAAAUUCAAUUGGAGGGACCAUGACCAUGUCACGUACAACGUCGGAGGAAUGUGGGUUGUGGACAGGACUUUCACGUUCCUGGGUCUUCUUCAGACUGUUCUGAACCCCAAAGGAUGUUUCUCGGAUCUGGUAUAUCUGAAAAAAUCUUUGUUUUACCGUAACCUGCCUUUAUUUAAGAUGAACGCUCUCACCAAUCUCCAGGCAGCUCAAGCUGAACGGAGAAUUUAUGCUUUCAGCGAGAGCUCCAAAGAAAAAUUAAAGCCCAUCUACAGAGUGCUCGAGAGAAAAAUCGCAAGAAGAGCGCGACUCGUUGCCCGUCAGCAGCAAGGCUAA
Molecule: messenger RNA, 1157 nt
Organism: Caenorhabditis sp. 36 PRJEB53466
Lineage: Eukaryota; Metazoa; Nematoda; Chromadorea; Rhabditida; Rhabditidae
Source: the annotation of a GenBank genome assembly